AUGAGCGUUCGCGGCAUUAGCAAGUUCGACUAUAACCCUUUCGCAACAUGGACAUUCUGGGUGGGCAGCUCCACAAUUGCAUCUGUCCUCCUCAAUAUCUACGCACCGCGAUACACAGUUGCCCAAUCUCUUAAAUGGACAGCAGUCGCCCUCUUUCUCUGGCAGUGGUUGGUCUACUUGACAUACACCAUUGUCAUCUACCCGCGAUAUGUCUCACCUCUGCGCCAUCUACCCGAACCCGGUAAUAAUGCCUUCUUCAUGGGCCAGUGGUCUAAGAUUAUCAGAGAGCCCUCUGGCAUUCCAGCGCGCCAGUGGAUAAAUGAGAUACCUAAUGACGGUCUCAUACGAUAUCGCCACAUCUUCAACCGCGAUCGCCUCCUGGUCACAUCGCCCAAAGCUCUGGCUGAAGUCCUCGUUACAAAGUCCUACGACUUUGUUAAGCCAGACUUCGUCCAGACUGGCAUUGGACGGAUUUUGGGAAUUGGCGUGCUCUUCGCAGAAGGCGAUGAACACAAGAGGCAACGCAAGGCCCUUACACCCGCCUUCAGCUUUCGUCAUAUCAAGCAACUGUACCCCAUCUUCUGGAACAAGUCUGUAGAGAUGACCGAUGGGAUUGUCUCGGAAAGCCUAGGAUCCGAAAAACCAGCAGACCUGUCUUCAGCAUCUGCAAUCGAGAUUGGAGAAUGGGCAUCGAGAGCGACGUUGGACAUCAUUGGAGUGGCCGGCCUUGGUCAAGACUUCAAUUCCAUUGACAAUCCAAACACCGAUCUCAAUCGAAUCUAUCGGUCCAUAUUCUCGCCUUCUCGGACGGGUCAGAUCCUAGGACUGCUCCAGCUUUUCAUCCCAGCAUUUAUCGUCCAAAAUCUUCCCAUCAAACGGAAUGACGACGUCCAUGCAGCUUCCCGUGUCGCCCGGGAGACCUCGAUGCGUCUGAUUGAAGAGAAGAAGCGCGCCCUCGCAGCCAAGCAGGAGCUGCCACCAGAUAUCAUUUCAAUUGCACUCGAAUCAGGCGAAUUCACCAACGAGAAGCUCGUCGACAACAUGAUGACGUUCCUUGCCGCAGGCCAUGAAACGACAGCUUCGGCCCUUACGUGGGCACUAUACCUGAUGUGCAAGGUUCCCGGCACGCAAGAGAAGCUGCGCGCAGAGGUCCGCCGACACAUCCCGGAGCCAUCUUCGCAAAUCGUCUCCACCGAGAUCAUCGACAACAUGCCAUACCUGCAUGCCGUCUGUAACGAGACACUUCGCUUGUACGCACCAGUUCCGCUCACGCUUCGCGACACGCCUGCCCCCACCACCAUUCUUGGACAGUACGUUCCCCGCGGCACUAAAAUCAUCAUCUCCCCAUGGGCGGUCAACUACAGCAAAGAGCUGUGGGGUGAAGAUGCCGAGGAAUUCAAGCCGGAACGUUGGAUGGCGCCUGGUCAGGCAAAUGCCGGUGGCGCAAGUAGCAACUACAGUUUUCUGACUUUCUUGCACGGACCAAGAAGCUGCAUUGGUGAGAGAUUCGCCAAAGCAGAGUUGGCGGCGCUGCUCGGAGCGUUCGUGGGCAGGUUUGAGUUUGAGAUGAAGAACCCAGAGGAGCUUGAGCGCAUACAGAUCAAGGGAGGUGUGACAGCCCGGCCAAAGGACGGUCUCUGGCUCAGAGUGAGGGAGGUCGGCGGGUGGUGA
Messenger RNA from Cyphellophora europaea CBS 101466, 1671 nucleotides. RefSeq lists its product as uncharacterized. Gene Ontology annotation, molecular function: oxidoreductase activity, acting on paired donors, with incorporation or reduction of molecular oxygen; iron ion binding; monooxygenase activity. Lineage: Eukaryota; Fungi; Ascomycota; Eurotiomycetes; Chaetothyriales; Cyphellophoraceae. Bases 1 to 1671 code for a protein of 556 amino acids. The record is from RefSeq and is a predicted model, not a curated record. The transcript has a single exon.